Molecule: messenger RNA, 1614 nt
Organism: Penicillium cinerascens
Lineage: Eukaryota; Fungi; Ascomycota; Eurotiomycetes; Eurotiales; Aspergillaceae
Product: Ran-binding domain-containing protein
Exons: 6
Coding region: 1-1614 (537 amino acids)
Biological process (GO): intracellular transport
Cellular component (GO): nuclear pore; cytoplasm
Molecular function (GO): GTPase activator activity
Source: RefSeq, a predicted model, not a curated record
AUGGCGUCCUCGGACGAGCCGGUGGCUGCGGCGGGAAGGGCACACUGCUCAAGAGUCCUUGCGGUGGCGGAAACUCCGGUGUCGCAUGCAAACCCCGGAGCAAUGAGCACAGCAGCUUGGCCGAGUCGGCAGGUCGGGUCGCUCAGCUGGGCGACCGCUUCCUGUCACCGGGGUUUUAUCUAUACCUCCCCCAGCUUCCAUCCGCAAUUCAAUUCUAUUCAUCCUCAUCCUGCCUUCUGUUUCUGCGGUUCUUGGCUUUUCGUUCAUGAGCUGACUGUCAUUCUUCUUGUCGCAGUGAGCGGCGGAGCUCACUCCCCGCCCUCGGACAACGAUGGGGGUGAGCGACCCGUUCGAAAACAGCUCAAAGAAACCUCAAUCGAUUCGACGCCCGCCGGAGAUCAGACCAUGAACGGGCGAAAGCGCUCCUUCGAAGAGUCGCGCGAUGACCACGGUGACCCCAACGAGAACGGCGACCACAGUCGGAAGCGAUCGCGGGAAUGCACACCGGAGGAGGCCAAGAAGACCGAGUCGGUCAAGGACAAGGAUGGAAUUUCCGGUUCCCUAUCACAAAAUGUCCCCAAGAAGAAGCGAAGCCGGGAGCAACUCGAAGAUGAGAGCUCGAAAAAGUCGGAGGCUUUGGGCGAAGCGGCCCAAGAGCCUAUUCAAACUGAGCCCUCUGAUGAAACUUCCGCAGCCAAGGGUGAACCGGAGAAGAAGAGACAUCGUGACAACUCACAGGAGCCUGAUACGAAGACUGACAAUGGAUUUGCCACAAGUGCAUUUGGCAAGGCGGCCGCUGCCUCUCCUUUUGCUGCAUUUGCAAAGCCAGCAGCCUCUACUGAAGAAUCCACACAGAAGACCACACAACCCUCGGCAUUUGCAUCGUCUAGCUUGUCUGCUUUUGCCGGUUCCGAAACCUCUCCAUUCAGUGCCCUUGGAUCAUCGACUUCCUCUGUCUUCAAGCCAGCCGGUGCUGGAUCGUCAGGCUUCGCAUCUGCCUCUGGAACAUCUGGAUUCGGUGCUCUUGGAAGUGGAUUCGCGGGAGUUGGUGGUGGUUUUGGUGCUGCUGGGAAAGCUGGCGGCUUGAGCAGCUUUGCGUCUUCUAAUGCCCCAGCCACUCUCGGCGAGUCCAAGCCCAAGGCCAUCGGCGCUGAAGAAUCCGAUGAAGAGGGCAGCGACAACGACGAAGAGGAGACGAGCACGUUCGAGGCAGAGAAGACCGAUGAACGUUUCUACGAGCAGACAAUCGAAACCGGCGAGGAACAAGAGUCUACCAUUUUCACCUGCAAAGCUAAGCUUUUCCAUUUCUCGAACAAAGAGUGGAAGGAGCGUGGGAUCGGUACCUUCAAGGUCAACGUCCGUGAGAACGCUAGUGGCAAGACUACUGGUCGCAUGAUCAUGCGUGCCGAUGGUGCUUUGCGAGUGAUGCUGAACAGCCCGAUUUUCAAGGGCAUGAACUACGGUGAUGCCCACAACAAUGCCCCAGAAAGCAAGCAGAUUCUGUUGGCCAGUAUGGAGGAUGGGAAGACUGUUCCUUUAUUGCUACGAACUGGCAAUGAAGCUUACGCGAAAGAGCUCUACGAGGUCAUUGGAGAUCUAUUGGAGAAGGCUUGA